Melozone crissalis (California towhee) is the source of this 1204-nucleotide messenger RNA. It is a transcript of the gene CA14, whose product is annotated as carbonic anhydrase 14. Gene Ontology annotation, molecular function: carbonate dehydratase activity; zinc ion binding. The record is from RefSeq and is a predicted model, not a curated record. Bases 1 to 999 code for a protein of 332 amino acids. The transcript is spliced from 10 exons. Gene Ontology annotation, cellular component: plasma membrane. Lineage: Eukaryota; Metazoa; Chordata; Aves; Passeriformes; Passerellidae.
AUGCUGAGGGUGCUGCUGCUCCUGGGGGGCCUGGCCCCCGCCCUGUCCGCUGGUCCGCACGGGCAGCAGCACUGGCAUGAGACACACCCGGAGUGCGGGGGCCGCGCUCAGUCCCCCAUCGAUAUCGCGACAUCGCGGGCACGGCACGACCCGUCCCUGCCGCCGCUGCUGCCCGAGGGCUACGAGCGCCCCGAGAGCCCCCAGCUGACCCUCGCCAACAACGGGCACACCGCCGUGCUGGCGCUGCCGCCGUCCCUGCGGCUCCGGGGGCUGCCCCGAACCUUCGCGGCCGUUCAGCUCCACUUCCACUGGGGCCGGCCCGGGAGCGCCGCCGGAGCCGAGCACCUGCUGGACGGGCGCCGAGCCCCCGCCGAGAUGCACGUGGUGCACUUUGACACCGAGCGUUUCGCCGAUGCCAGCGCGGCUCAGCAGCAGCCGGGCGGGCUGGCCGUGCUCGGCGUCCUGCUGGAGCUCGGAGACAACCCCCACCCCGCCUAUGACAACAUCCUGAGGCAUCUCGGCAGCAUCCGCCACGCAGGGCAGACGGUGGCCAUCCCUUCGUUCAGCAUCCGGGAGCUGCUGCCCGAGCGGCUGGAGCGCUACUACCGCUACAACGGCUCCCUGACCACCCCGCCCUGCUCGCAGAGCGUCCUCUGGAACCUCCUCCCGCAGCCCGUGCGCAUCAGCCGCGCCCAGCUGGAGCAGCUCCAGGGGAGCCUGUACUGCACGAAGGAGGAGGAGGAGCCGCAGCUCCUGGUGAACAAUUUCCGAGCCCCGCAGGAGCUGAACGCGCGCUCGGUGCUCUCGUCCUUCAGGGGGCCACAGGGAUAUUCCACAGGUGGAAUCAUCGCCAUCAUCUUGGGCACCAUCGCCUGCUGCGCCGGCCUCUUCCUCGCCGUCCACUUUGGGGCCAAGAGGAUGCGGGCGAGGAGGGAGCAGGCACAGGACGUGGUGUUCAAAUCCUCCCCCCGGAGCUCGCCCACUCCCGCUGAGCCCUGACCCGGGCUGGGCCGGGCUGGGCUGGGCUGGGAGGAGCUGCCCAGGCCAUCCCCCAGCCCCAAGGCAAAUAAAGCCCUUUCCCCCCUCCUGGUGGCUCUUUGUGAGGAGGGAAGCGGCGCCUUUGAGGGGCUUUGGGCUGGAUUCUGUCACCCCCAAGAAACCAAAACACCCCAGGUGCCCCCCAGGGCUGGAGCAGAGCACAAUG